AUGAGCAUAUGUAGUUUGCUCGGAAUUCUAUUGAACCUUACCCUUUUAUUUCUCGCAAUUUUCAAAUCACCUGAAACAAUCAAAGCAUAUUCGGCGAUUCUGAUAAAUGUAUCCGUGUAUAAUAUCAUAUCAUCAAUUACACAAUUCUUAACCAAAGCCAGAUUAAUUCGACUUGAUAAUUAUAUUGUCGUUGUUUCAAAUGGUUUUUGCAAUGCAUCCGAAACAACAGUUUGCUACACUUUGUACUUGAGAAUUCGAGAGAAAUAAAUAAAUAAAUAAAAAUAUUUCUUUCAGAUUCGCAUUUAUGCUUCACGCGUUCAGCCACGUUCAAUGGUGUACAUUGUUAAGUUUUAUAUUCAGUUAUAUUGUUUUGCGAAGUGGGAAAAUUGGUUGGAACACAAUUUCACUAUUAUUAUUGUUAAUUUACACACCAUCAGUUAUCCAAUUUGUAAGUUGAAUGAAAAAAAAACGGUUUUUUUUCGUUUACAAUUAACAAUAACCACAAUUUAACGUAAGUAUUGUUUCAGAUAGCAUUUCUUCUUCCUUCAGACCACUUGAGUAAUGUUUAUUCUACAAUUUCAUAUACCUAUCCAGAAUAUUCAUUAGACCCUCAUAAAAUCAUCGGAACAACACCAUUGUCUUCAUUCGCAAUAUUUUACACUGUUUUCAAUAUGUCAGUUACCCCAAUUCCAAUUAUUAUAGCUGUUUUUAUUAUUCGUUUUAAAUGCAUACAAUUUCUUUCCGAAAAUAAUCAGCAUUUGCAAGAAGAUACCAGAAAACUGCAUAAACAAUUCAUAAAAUCAAUCACAUUUCAAGCAAUCUAUCCAACAUUAUUUGCUGUCAGCGGAUUAAUCUUUCUUAUUCUACAAAGUUAUGAUCGUUCAGCAAUAGUUUUCGAAUUUUCAAUCUUCAUUAUUUUUGCAUUAAUGCCAGUCAUAUCUCCUCUUGUUUAUAUUGUCUUCAUAGCUCCUUAUAGGAAAACAAUCUUAACUCUCACUAAAUGCCAAAAAACAAAAUGA
Messenger RNA from Caenorhabditis angaria, 1019 nucleotides. NCBI's taxonomy places the organism in Eukaryota, Metazoa, Nematoda, Chromadorea, Rhabditida, Rhabditidae. The record is from the annotation of a GenBank genome assembly.